Messenger RNA from Exophiala aquamarina CBS 119918, 774 nucleotides. Its product is annotated as haloacid dehalogenase, type II. The coding region runs from base 1 to 774 and encodes 257 amino acids. Lineage: Eukaryota; Fungi; Ascomycota; Eurotiomycetes; Chaetothyriales; Herpotrichiellaceae. The transcript has a single exon. The record is from RefSeq and is a predicted model, not a curated record.
AUGGGCUUCAACCCGACAGAAUUUAAAGGUCUCUUCUUCGAUAUCUAUGCGACACUGAUAGACUGGGAGGCUGGAAUCUACCCACAACUUCUAUAUCUCGCCCAAAGUCUUCCAACAGGUCACGCUCGACGAGCUGAUAAUGCUGAGAAUCGUAAAUGGUUGCUGAAAGCAUAUGCAUCCAAUGAAAUGGCAGUUGAGCACGAGAACCCUACAUUGCCAUACACUCAAAUCCUGGAGGAAGUCUACAGUCGAAUAGGGUCAGACUUGGGUGUUCAAGUCGAUCAGGCGGAUAAGGCUGCGUUUGGGCGCAGUAUCGGAGACUGGCCAGCAUUUCCGGACACCGUCAAGGCAAUGCAAGUGCUCGCAAAGCACUACAAGCUUUUCGUGCUGAGUAAUGUCGACAAUGCAUCCUUCGAUAGAACUCGGACAGGGCCAUUGAAGGGCGUCCAUUGGGAUGGGAUUUAUACCGCUGAGCAAAUUGGGUCGUACAAGCCGAAUCCCAAUAACUAUAAUCACGUUGUCACUCGACUUGAUGAGGAUUUUGGUAUUAAAAAGGACCAGAUUUUGCUGGUGGCACAAAGCCUGGAUAUCGAUCAUGCUUCUGCAAAGGCAUUGGGUUUUAAACCUGCUGUGUGGAUCGCAAGAAGUAAUUCCUCUAUGGGAGGAAAUCGGGAGGAGCUCGAAUCCAAAGGGUUGAUUGAAUUGGGAGCCGAGUUCAGUACUUUGGGUGAUUUGGCUGAAGCUGUGGAGAAGGCAUUCUCAGGGCAAGAUUGA